AUAAAGAAGGAAUAAAUGGCAUGAAAAACCCGCCGCCAGCAACCCCCCCGGCCACGCGCGACGGCCAUCCUCCGCCCAAAGAGCCUCAGAUCCUCCCCUUUUCACGCCCGAAAAAUACGCCCGAAACCCCACCAAACCCUUGAAUCAGCCUCGAUCCCCACCCACGCCCUUCAGCUGCGCCCGUGGGACCUCCCCAGCGCCACCCACGCCCUCGGGAACACGGAAAAGAGACACGUGAGGGGGAGGCGCCCGAAGGACAGGCAAGGAUAAAGAACAAGAAAACAAGAACAACAACAACAACAGGAACAGAACCUCCCCCCCAAACCCCCUCACGAGGAACCCUUAAAGAAAGAACCCGAAGGAGAACCCCAGAGGAGCAUCAGCCCCCCCCCCCCCCCCCCCCUCCCGGCCGAGAGUCACAUGACCUUGAGUCCCCCCGAUGGUCGCCUCGUGACUCGUGCCUCUCGUGCCAGAUACAUAUAUAGGGUGGUUCUGAAGGAGCGGCGCCUCACCCAUGGACAUGAUACAGACGGCGCUCGACACAAGUGGGGACAAGGACUGCGAGUGUGAGGACGACAAGGUUGCUCUCACGCAGCGCCUGGCCAUCGUGGAGGAGGACGGAGCAGUCCGCGAUAGCUCGUCCCCGAUUCUCGCCCAGUCUGGCUUCACCCUUCGCUCUGAUUCAGAGCACAGCGGAGCUGUGGCAUAUCGGGUGGUACAGUUCGGCACAGAUGGUGGCGUCGACGCGAUACCCCAGGGUGCAGUCCAGAACACAGUACCUAACUUGUUAACGGCCACGCAAAUGAACGGCUCUCCCAGUGACAACUCCGAGACCCGCUUAGCCCUGAUCACCUCGGGAGACGUCCCAACUGACGGCAAUAGUGCGGUCGUGGUUUCAGGAGGGCAAUUUUACGUCAUCAGCGAUGUUCUCACCAACACCGCCCCUCGCAGCCUCACGCCGAGAACAAGUGAGAGCAUGAUGAGCCAGCGCCUGACAGGGACCACCAGGGAGGAGAAGCGGAGAGUCACACACAAUGAAGUGGAGCGCAGAAGACGGGACAAGAUCAACAACUGGAUCUGCCGCCUGGCCAAGAUCAUCCCCGACUGCCCCGAUGCACACCCCAAGAGUGCACAGAGCAAAGGGGGCAUCCUGGCCAAGGCGUGUGACUACAUAUCUGAGCUGAGACUGCAGAAUGAGCAGCUGAUGGAGCGGCUGAAGGAGGUGCAGCGGCGAGACAUGGACUUCGAGUUGCUCAAGCAGGAGGUGGAGGUGCUCAAGAAUGAGAACGCAGCUUUGAAGAACGAGAACGCGCUGGUGCGGUCGCAGCUGCAGCAGCAGGGCCUCCUGGCUGAGCUGCCCCCAUAACUCAGGCAAACCGCAAGGCACAGCCAGUGGACUCGCGCCUGCAAGCACUCUGGCGGCUCCUUUGUGGAUAGAUAAUUUAUAUACAUAUAAAAAAAAAAGUAAUAAAAAAAUGAGAUAUUUGUAAAUUGUGAUACGAAAAUUAUAUAUACGUGAAAAGCCUGAGAUGUUCAUUGAGUUGGGCCUUAGUGUGGACAAACCUUUAUGUUGUAAAGAAGGAAAGCAAGGAGCUGUUGUUGAUAACCUCUUGCAAUCAACUGCUGGUGUUGUUGCAAAGAGUGAGGCAUGCACCACUGCAGGGAGGAAUGGCCUGCUUUGUAUUAGAUGAUCUGACAGCCCUGAUAUAAAGGAGUAAAAAAAAGGAAAUGGUUAUUGUAGAUAAUCUAUUGUUAAUUUUUAGGAAAAUUUGUAAAGUAAGAGGGGACUUUUUUUUUUUUUUUUUUUUUUUUAAGUCAUUGCAGUUUAGGCCCUUCCUAUUUUGUAAUGGAGAAAGUGAUUUUUUCUUCUUUUUUAUCUUUUAUAUAUCUGUGAAUGUUCUACUUGUAGUUUGAUAGCACUUGUUUUAGUAUAAAAGGCGAAUUGGUUUUGUCUUGUAUGAUCAUUCUUUCAGAUUUUUUUCUUUCUUCAAAAAAAGGAUUUAGCUACUUCUUAAAAGACUUUUUUGCUUUUAGAACAGAUGCUUGACUUUGAAAAUUCAGGAAGACAAAAUCAUUAGGGUUAAAUGUCUCUUUUUACAGACAAAACUUGCUGUGUAUAUAUAAUGAAAGAGUAAAGAAAAGAAAAAAUAUUAUUGUGGAUUUUUGUCAGUUCAAGCUGAAAUCUUCUUUAAAGAGGUACAAAGUGAAUGUUUUUCUUUAUUUCUUCUGCUGCAAUCCUUUACUAAAAUGUAAGUAAGAAUUUUGCCUUUUCUGUGUUAUUUUUAUUAUCUAUUUAUUUAUUUUUUAUUAUUAUUAUUAUUAUCUUCAUCAUCAUCAUCAUUAUCAUCAUCAGUCAUAAUCAUUAUUCAUCAUCGUCAUCAUCUUGUAUGAUAUAUUUUUUGUUGAUUAUUAUGAUUAUGAUGAAUAUGAAGAUCAGUCACUAGGAGUCACUCAUCAUCAUUAAUCAGCAACAUUGCAAUUGUCAUUAUAAUCAUCAGUAUCAUCGCAUAUAUUUUUGUUUAUAUUUUGGUUAUUAUAUAUUAAUGAUAGUUUUUUUUUUUUUAGUUUUGUUUUUCAUGUUUUUUUUACAUUUUCCACUCGUUUUCUCAUCUUUUGGUAUAAUUUUCUUAUGAUUAAUAAGAUUGUCGAUCAUGCUGUUAUUUCCACCACUGUUUUCUUUGCUUUUUUUCUUUUGGAAAGGUAUUGGGUAUUGUUAUAAUUCCAUCUCUCUUUCUCCACUUCACCCUCUCCCUGCCUUGUGAACAACAAUGGAUCUCUGAAUGUUAGGUUUUCCCUCUUUAUUGGAGUUGUUUUUUGUUAAUGAUUAUGUUGGGAGCUGGUCUUUCCUGGAAUCUUUGUCGUGAAAAAGGGAAAAAGGAAGAAACUAUUUUCUUUUUUUUUAGUAUAUAUAUUAUUUUUACACUUGCAGAAAUAGUUUUUGGAGGGCCUUCAAACGAUAACUAAAAACGAGAAAAGAAAUGAUAUUUGAAAAGACCUUCAUAGCCAUAUUCUUAGUCUUUUUGUACCUGUCUCGCACGUUUCUCGAUUACGGCUUUGGAAUCCUAAAAUGCACACCCACCUUUCACUGUCUAUUAUUUGUUGACAGAGUUCGUUUAUUUGAAAAUAGAUUUGGGAAGGUAUACUGCCCGAGAGCUCUCCCUGGAAUUCCUAAUGGAUGAUUUUUUUUCAAGUUUCAACAACUACAAGUAUUUAAUCUAUUAAUCGCAGUCACUAAUGAACCCCCAAAGCAUGUUUUAGUUAAAAUCCUUUUAUGGCUACAUUUUUCUUGUGGUUACUAUGUUUGAACUACAUUAUUAUUAUCAUGCUGAAAUAUUACUAUCUAUCCAGCCUUUGCAAUUAAGAAAUCAUAAUCAACUUUAUAUGAUGUGGUAUUUUCCAUUUUAAACUUUCUUCAUUAAGGAAUGCAAAAAUACCCAGGCAAUACACAUGAGCUGGAGAUAAAGGAGUCUACAGUCCUUGCGGAAUUUUUGAAUAGUUGAAUGUAUUUGUUUAUGUUAGGAACACAGAACUUCUUUGUAGAUUUAAGCUCUUGAGAGUGACUUCAAUCAGAUCAUGAACAUUGCUCAUCGUGACAUGCAGAAAAAGUAUGAAUAAGAGUGAAUGUCUUUUGCACUGUGAAGAUAUUCAUCCUUUUUGUCCCUCUUUUACAGGAAAAGAGACUUUCGUAUGUGACCUUGUCAUUCCAGUAUUUGGGCUUAAGUGCAAUCUUCCCUAAGGCACACUGACUACGAAUAUGGCGAUUAGAGCGAAUGUGUCGGAGAAUGAGAUGGGGAGGGAAUUCUGUUUGUGGAAAUAGUUCUGCACUGAAACUAGAACAUUGUUGUAUGGCAUAUUUUUUUUUAUGUCAAGUAGAACUAUUAUAUUAAAAUAUUAAUUCAUGGAAGUGUGACUUCACAAGAUUUUUUUUUUUCUUUUUGAGGGGUAGGGGGGUCCUGUUCCAAGAAGUACAAAGCAAAAGGGGGAAUUUUCUUUCCACAGUUUAAGAUGCAGAUCAGAAAGUGCAUGGUACUUCUUUUGAAAUCAUGUCAGUAAUUAUUGAGAGAGAAAAAGUUGGAUUUACAGUUUCUAAGAUUUUUAGAUUUUUUGUUUUUGUAAGCAGAAUUUCUUUCAGAGAAUUCUAACAAACCAUAACUUGCAUGUAUGGUUAUAUAUAUUUAUAUGCAUACACUGACACACACAAUCAUAUAUAUCUAUCUCCUUUUCUGGCCUUCUCUUCUGGAUCAGUAUUUUAAGAUUUCACAUUUGCAUAGUUUUCUCAGAAUAAUACAGAAGUAAGAAAGGGUGCCAUACUGUACUCUGCUCUGUACAUUGUAUAUAAUGUUGUAAUUACUUCAUUGCAUAGUAGUCUAGAUUCAUCAUGUAAAAUCACAUGUUAAAACAACCGUUGUGAGUACACACUUGGUAACACCCAGGAAAUUUAAAUAAUUAGUUUUUAUAAGAUUGUAUAUAAUAUUUUUAGGCAGGUCUUCUAGGAGAACAUCCUUAAUUAAGAAAUAUAUAUAUAUAUAUACAUAUAGGUGAGGUGAUGAUAAUGGUAAAGAAGACGAGAGAACUGUAAAAUACAACAGACCUUGAAUACCAAACACAAAAGACAAAACUACUAACAGCAGGAGCCAUAGACACAUGCAAGCUUUGUGUAUGAUGUUCUGUUUUACUGUUAUUGAUUUUCUUUUCUCGGGGGGAAGGCAUUGGUUAUUUAAGUAGGAUAUGAGAGGGCAGGAAAUUUCAGCUCCACUUCCUUCAAAAGGCAAAAUGUUUUGGGCUGGUUGAGGAUAUUUGAUUUUGCCCUUCAGAAAUUUAGGUUAUACUUAUUUGUGUAUUUAUUGUUUUAAUUCAAAAAUAUGUGAAAAAAUAGUAAUUGUCAGGAAAAUAGAUCCUUUUUCAUCCAUUGUACUAGAUCUUAAGGCCCCAUAAAGAUGAAUGGGCAGUGCCCAUUGGGAAAUGGCUGGUGAGUGGAUAUUUCACGCUUGUUUAGCAAUGUUACCAGGUCAACCAGUCAGCGGCCAUCAGCUACCACCGGGCACACCUGUGUUGUCUACACGGGAGUAUAGAGCAUAUGGCAGACAGAGCUGUGGUGUAGUGACCCUAGUGGAUGUCCAGUAAAUGUUGGGCAGCAGACUGCACUCUUGCCUACCAAUCACACUCUAAAUGUUGGUUUGAUGAGGUUACAGUGUUUGCCCAACAGGCACUCCUGUUUGUCUGGAUGGAGCCCAAGGCUGUAGUUACACAAAUGACAAAAAUACAUUGUACUAAAGAUUAACCAGGAUCAAAGAGAUACAGCAUCUAUCUACAAAUAGUAAACUAAAGUACAAGUUUGUCAGUAUGUAAUUUGGCAAAAAAUAAUUAAGGAAACUUUAUCAAAUUGAUUAUAAAUAAAGAGAAUUAUGAUAAAAAUCUUUUGGAGGAAGCAGAGACUGAACAGAUAGAUCUGCAGGAACCUUGUAGGUUAUACCCUGUUAAAGGCAAAUAUGAUGUACUAUUACUAAAA
This is a messenger RNA of Penaeus indicus, 5509 nucleotides long. Its product is annotated as upstream stimulatory factor 2-like. Lineage: Eukaryota; Metazoa; Arthropoda; Malacostraca; Decapoda; Penaeidae. The transcript has 5 exons. The record is from RefSeq and is a predicted model, not a curated record. The coding region runs from base 515 to 1366 and encodes 283 amino acids. Gene Ontology annotation, biological process: regulation of transcription by RNA polymerase II. Gene Ontology annotation, molecular function: DNA-binding transcription factor activity, RNA polymerase II-specific; protein dimerization activity; RNA polymerase II cis-regulatory region sequence-specific DNA binding.